CGGUCGAAUCACAGAGUGAGCAACAUAUUUCGACCGGUGACGAUGCGGUAACUUGUUUUUAGUCUUUAGAUUGCCGUCAACGGGUACGAAUCAAUUGAAAUGGCAAAAGUAUUUUUCGGACAAAUAAUUCACUCCAAAUGUUUAGACAAUUUGGAACUGAUUACAGAUGGUUUCGUCGCAGUUAAGAAUGGAAAAAUCACAUCAGUUGGAGCUAAGUCGGAGUUUGAAUUGCUUCCGGAAAAGGAGUCGUACGAAGUGGUUAAUCUAACUGAGACGCAGUUUUUGCUGCCCGGUUUUAUCGACUGUCACAUUCAUGCGCCUCAGAUACCCAACAUCGGGCUGGGUUUGGACAAGGACCUGCUGGGCUGGUUAAAUGCCUAUACCUUUCCCUUGGAGUCUCAGUACAAGGAUGCCGGAUUCGCUGAACAGGUUUAUCGUACCGUAGUGCGCGAUACGCUCGCUAGUGGCACAACUUGCGCGUGCUAUUUCGCCACGAUCUACAACAACAGCAACAAGGUGCUGACAGAGGAGAUAAUUCGGCAGGGACAGCGUGCUUUCGUCGGUAAGGUUUCAUCGAACAGAUGCUGUCCGGAUUUUUACAUUGAAAGUGGAACUGAUGCCUCGGUGAAAGAUAACAUUGAGUUUAUCGAAUACGUGCUUGCCAAAAAUAAUGAACGAGUUAAGCCCAUAAUUACACCACGUUUUGCCAUAAGCUGCGAUAUGGAAUUGAUGAAAAAACUAGCUGAACUGGCGGAACGAUACAAGUUGAACAUACAGUCCCACAUUUCGGAAAACUUGGGAGAAUUAGAUGCUGUUAAAGAGUUUUUCCCGAAAAACAAGCAUUAUUCCGAUGUCUACGAUGAGGCUAAUCUGUUGACCAAUCGCUGCGUAAUGGCCCACGGAGUUCACCUGGAAGAUGAUGAACUGCAGGUGCUGGCCAGCCGGGGGACAUCGGUUGCGCACUGUCCCCUGUCGAACACCUGUCUCGGAUCGGGAAUGUGCGAUGCGAAACGAUUGCUAGCCGCCCAGGUUAAGGUCGGUCUUGGGACGGAUGUUUCCGGAGGAAAUCGUAUCGCAAUGAAUGAAGUUAUCAGGGCCGCCUUGGGUGUGUCGCAUCACUUGAAUGUUAUGAAGAAGCAGAACGUGAAGGGUACGGGAAGCGUUGAACCGACCAAGGACCAUACGGAUUACGUUCCGUUGGACUACAAGCAAGCGGUCUAUUUGGCCACACUGGGUGGAGCUGAAGCAUUGGCCAUCGCGGACAAGGUUGGAAACUUUCUACCCGGAAAGGAGUUCGAUGCACUGCUGGUCGACACUUCAGUGUAUCCAAUCAAUCGCUACCAGCUUCCUUCGGCACUAACCGAAAAGAAAUCCUCCGAAGAUAACCUACUAGAAUUGCUGCAAAAGUUUGUCUAUGUGGGAGAUGAUCGCAACAUAGCGGGUGUGUUUGUUUCGGGUCAAAAAGUCAAGUAAAGCGUACACUAUUCUUGUUUAUAAUACAUUCCAGCUGAGCAGCUAUAGCUGAAACA
This is a messenger RNA of Sabethes cyaneus, 1529 nucleotides long. It is a transcript of the gene DhpD, whose product is annotated as guanine deaminase. The transcript is spliced from 4 exons. Gene Ontology annotation, molecular function: zinc ion binding; guanine deaminase activity. Gene Ontology annotation, cellular component: cytosol. The coding region runs from base 100 to 1473 and encodes 457 amino acids. The record is from RefSeq and is a predicted model, not a curated record. Gene Ontology annotation, biological process: guanine catabolic process. Lineage: Eukaryota; Metazoa; Arthropoda; Insecta; Diptera; Culicidae.